Messenger RNA from Chrysemys picta bellii (western painted turtle), 1237 nucleotides. RefSeq names its product MORN repeat containing 5 (gene MORN5). The record is from RefSeq and is a predicted model, not a curated record. Lineage: Eukaryota; Metazoa; Chordata; Testudines; Emydidae.
CUGUCCCCGCCUCCUCCUCCUCCUCCUCAUGCCCCGCCCGCCGUCUUGUUACCAUGGUGACAGUUUGCCCCCUAGCUGAGCCCAGGCCAGGCCGCGUCCCGGGCGGGCACCAUGGAGGUCACGGGCAGCACCUACCUCGGGGACUAUGUGCAUGGCAGGAUUGAAGGGAAAGGCCGCUACACUCUCCCAACUGAAACCAAAUAUAAUGGCACAAUGAAAGAUGGAAUGUUUCAUGGCAAAGGAACCUUGUAUUUUCCUAAUAGAAGCAAAUAUGAAGGAAUCUGGGACUGCGGAAUAUCGAAAGAGGGGAAAUACACCUUUGCAGAUGGUCUUGAAUUCAAAGAUAAAAAAUGGCAUUAUUGUGAUGGCUAUGACAGAAGAUUUUAUACAGAAAUCUGUUCCGGCCUAAAACCAGCAGGUAUCUCUCAGCUUACAAAUUUAGAUCCUCCCAGAACGAUUCCACAAGGCUGUUAUGACUGUGGUGAUGGAUUCUAUAAUACUAAUACCAGAGUUGUCACUGACUACAAACUCAGGUUUUUGAGGAACGCAGGGCUGGCAAACUUACUUCUCCUGAAAAACAAGCGAAGACAGGUGAAGAAAAAGUUGUGCUCAGACGAUGAUGAACAUGAAUGGAUCAUUCGCACCUGUCGGAAAGGCUGGGAUGAAAUAACUGGAUUUAAACCUAAACAGUGAACACAGUUUUAGCUUCUACCCUGAUUUUGGAAAACAUCAUUUGAUUCAUCCUUAAGUCUGAAUGUCUUGGUGGAUUUAGAUCAGCCCCUACCAUUAUGUGAAUGUAGUUUUAUAGCCUUUGUUAGCAUAAUAAAACUGGAACCAUCAUUUAAUCAACUACGUUCACAUGAAGCCAUGGAAAUAAGCUUACUAUACUUAUCCUAAUAUUCCUGAGAGGUGUGCAGUGUAGUAGGAUCAAUAUAUACACGUGACAUUAUUAAGCCUCAACAUACAAAACAUACAAACAAUUUACUAAAGAGGCUGCCUCAAAUUCAGUGCUGAAUGCAUUCAGCUCCAUUUUAGCAUUUUUCCCCAGGUCCCAGUUAUCUGUCUGGGUGUGUUUCUUUACCCUCCUUUUGCUAGUACUUUGAUAUUGACUGAUCAUUGUAAUAAUGUACACCAGUUAUUCUUUAAUGACUAGUUUGCUAACUAGGAAAUUAUAUCCAUUUACCAGGAACAUUUGUUGAACUCUCCUUUAACAAAAUAAUAAAAGAGAAAAACUGGG